AUGAUGGAAAUCCUCCUAGACCCCCAUCCUAUCAAGUCCUUAAUCCCCCAGCUGUCAAAUGCGCAACCGAUGACUCCGGUAGAACUCGAAAACCUGUUUCAAGAAAAUUACGAUCAAAUCGAACCAAAGAAUCCAAAUUCUUCGAUCUUAACGACAAAGGAAACCGAGUCCGAACAAUUGGGUCUCUUAAUCAAAAACAUCAGUAAGUAUUAUUAUAAGUUAGAACAAGUAGAAGAACACCUCACUCGUGAUAUGCAAGAAAUAAUUCCCCUACUCGUCCCCAAAUGCCAUAAAGAAUUCCACAAGUAUAACUCUGCUGGUCGUGCCUACAUGCGUAAAAGAAAUAUCUAUCUCAAGACUCUCAUUCCAUUAAGUUUGUUCAAAAACCGCAAAUUGCACUCACUGUUAAAUGUAAUGGAUGAUUGGCCCUUAUUUUUUUAA
Molecule: messenger RNA, 441 nt
Organism: Mucor mucedo
Lineage: Eukaryota; Fungi; Mucoromycota; Mucoromycetes; Mucorales; Mucoraceae
Exons: 1
Coding region: 1-441 (146 amino acids)
Source: RefSeq, a predicted model, not a curated record